CUUUGAAGAAAGUGUCGUCUUCCUCCACUCUUCCAAUGACAACCGUUCCUUCCUAGAAACGCACUCUUUUCACCCUCCUUUCUUUCACUCCUUUUUCUCUUUAUUAAAGAUCCCUUCUGAAACUCCCCCUCUUUCCCAUCCACCCAUCUCUCUCUCACGGAAAUGAAGAAAGUGGUGCUGAAAUUGGAGUUGCAUGAUGACAAAGGCAAGCAGAAGGCCAUGAAGGCUGUUUCUAGCCUUUCAGGGAUAGACUCGAUCGCCAUGGACAUGAAGGAUAAGAAACUAACGGUGGUUGGCGAUGUAGACCCUGUGAACAUCGUAAGCAAGCUCCGCAAGCUCUGGCACACUGAGAUCCUCUCCGUGGGGCCGGCAAAAGAGCCCGAGAAGAAGAAGGAGGAGGCAAAGAAGGAGGAGCCGAAGAAGGACGAGCCCAAAAAGGAAGAGCCCAAGAAGGAGGAACCCAAGAAAGAAGAACCUAAGAAAGAAGAACCCAAGAAAGAGGAGGAGAAGAAGAAGGAUCCGCAUGAGCAGCAGAUUGCUGAGCUCGUCAAGGCCUACAAGGCCUACAAUCCCCACUUGACCACACAUUACUAUGUCCCGAGCAUGGAAGAGAAUCCAAAUGCCUGUGUAAUUUGCUAGUGAGAUUUGAGAAGAACGGAACCAUCUUCCCUGGAAUGAAUUCUCUCGAAAACCCGCCUGAAGAGCGAUCUGUGAUGGACAGAAAAUCCUUUGUACAGAUGAUGGUGGAUUGUUAUUCAUGUAUUUCUUCUGUUCAAAGGAUUGUAUAGAGAUGAUACAGUAUCUCUCGAUUGUGUGAGUGUUUUUGUAGGGAUUAUUUCAUGAAAUAUAUGGAGUAUUUAUACUCAAUUUAAUGGC
Messenger RNA from Magnolia sinica, 876 nucleotides. RefSeq names its product heavy metal-associated isoprenylated plant protein 39-like. The transcript is spliced from 3 exons. The coding region runs from base 163 to 639 and encodes 158 amino acids. Gene Ontology annotation, molecular function: metal ion binding. The record is from RefSeq and is a predicted model, not a curated record. Lineage: Eukaryota; Viridiplantae; Streptophyta; Magnoliopsida; Magnoliales; Magnoliaceae.